GACCUGCCCUAUUCACUAAUCAAACGUUCUUUGUUUAGACUAAACAAUGAACUGCAAAUGGGCCUGGUUGAUGGUGUUGCUGCUGUCGCUACUCGGCGGCGCUUUGGGUCUCAGCUGUCCCGCCGGAUUCAGUGCCGAGAAGAACAAGUGCGUGAGCGAGCGACCAGUGCACGGCACCUGUAAGUCCGGAUCUACUUAUCAGCUGGGUCUUAAUAAGUGUGUGCUUGAUUAAUUAUUAUAGAUUCAUAUACUUGUUUGUGAAUAUUAAAAUUUUGUUUACCAAUGCAUUAGAAAA
Drosophila innubila is the source of this 295-nucleotide messenger RNA. RefSeq lists its product as uncharacterized. The transcript has a single exon. The record is from RefSeq and is a predicted model, not a curated record. Lineage: Eukaryota; Metazoa; Arthropoda; Insecta; Diptera; Drosophilidae. Bases 47 to 232 code for a protein of 61 amino acids.